CGCCACGCCUGUAGGCGGACCAGCACAGUCGUAGCCAGUAUCGUCAGACCAGACACUGGGUACAGACAACAACAGUGACAGAUCGAGACCGUAAUUCUGUUUGCAACCAGCAAUGGGUGUAGUCUAGAGAGUGGGCACAGUAGCGCACCGCAGUAUACCUCGCAGUUUUAUCCUCAUGAAGGAGCUCCGUCCUGGCUGAGUUUGGGAGAUGGGAGUACACAACAUUGCAGACCAGCCUCCUCUGGUCCAGGCCAUCUUCAAACGUAAUGCUGAAGAAAUUCAACUACUAUUGCACAAAAAGGAGGAUGUCAAUGCACUGGACCAAGAACGUCGUACGCCACUUCAUGCUGCUGCCUGUGUGGGUGACGUCCAUGUAAUGGACCUCCUCAUUGAAUCAGGUGCCAGUGUUAAUGCUAAAGACCACAUAUGGUUGACCCCUUUGCACAGGGCAGCUGCUUCAAGGAACGAGAGGGCAGUGGGGCUGCUGCUGAGGCGUGGAGCAGAGGCAAAUGCUCGAGACAAGUUCUGGCAGACGCCGCUGCAUGUGGCUGCUGCCAACCGUGCCUCUCGCUGUGCAGAGACCUUGCUUACCCAGCUGAGCAACCUGAACCUGGCAGAUCGCACCGGCCGAACUGCUCUGCACCACGCUGCUCAGAGUGGGUUUCUGGAGAUGGUGAAGCUGCUGCUGAACAAAGGAGCCAACCUGAGUGCCAUCGAUAAGAAGGAGAGACAGCCCAUUCAUUGUGCUGCUUAUUUGGGACACGUGGAGGUUGUCAAGUUGCUGGUGUCCCGCAGUGCAGACAAAAGCUGUAAGGACAAGCAGGGCUACACCCCUCUCCACGCUGCUGCUGCCAGUGGUCACCUCGAAAUUGUAAAGUACCUACUGAGGAUGGGGGCGGAGAUUGAUGAGCCCAAUGGUUUUGGAAACACUGCACUCCACGUGGCCUGCUACAUGGGCCAGGAGGCGGUGGCCACGGAGCUGGUGAACCACGGAGCUAAUGUUAAUCAGCCCAACAAGUGUGGCUACACCCCCCUGCACCUGGCUGCCGUCUCCACCAACGGUGCCCUCUGUCUGGAGUUGCUGGUCAACAAUGGGGCAGAUGUGAACCAGCAGAGCAAAGAAGGGAAGAGCCCCCUGCACAUGGCAGCCAUUCACGGACGCUUCACACGCUCUCAGAUCCUCAUCCAAAAUGGUGGGGAAAUUGACUGUGUGGAUAAGUAUGGCAAUACUCCUCUCCACGUUGCUGCUAAGUAUGGCCAUGAACUGCUGAUCAGCACUCUAAUGACCAAUGGAGCAGACACGGCCAGACGUGGGAUCCAUGGAAUGUUCCCCUUGCACUUAGCUGUGCUGUACGGGUUUUCAGACUGUUGUCGCAAGUUACUCUCCUCAGGUCAGCUGUACAGUAUAGUUUCAUCCAUGAGUAAGGAGCACGUACUAUCAGCUGGGUUUGACAUUAACACCCCUGACAACUUUGGGAGGACCUGUCUACACGCUGCUGCCUCUGGAGGAAAUGUUGAAUGUCUGAACUUGCUCUUGAGUAGCGGUACUGACUUAAACAAGAGGGACUUGAUGGGAAGGACACCGUUGCACUAUGCGGCUGCUAAUGGGAGGUACCAGUGCACUGUGACCCUAGUGAGCGCUGGCGCUGAGGUCAACGAGCCUGACCAAACAGGCUGUACUCCCCUGCACUACUCUGCCGCAUCCCAGGCCUUCAGCAGAGUCGAUCGUCAUUUUUCCGGGAACCAUCAGAACGAUGAAGAUGAGGCAAAGGAGUCGUACUUCUGCUUAGAGCAUCUCUUGGAUAAUGGUGCUGAUCCAUCAAUGGUCAACUCAAAGGGUUACAGCGCUGUUCACUAUGCAGCUUACCAUGGCAACAAACAGAACCUGGAGCUGCUGUUGGAGAUGUCCUUUAAUGCACUAGGAGAUAUUGAGAGCAGUAUUCCAGUCAGUCCACUGCAUCUUGCUGCUGACAGAGGCCACUGGCAGGCACUGCGAGUGCUGACUGAAACUGCAGCCUACGUGGAUGUGCAGGAUGCUGCAGGCCGUUCUGUGCUCUACCUGGCUGCUCAGAAAGGCUACGCCUGCUGCAUCGAGGUGGUGUUGGCCCAAGGAGCCUCCUGUCUCCUCAACGACAACCGCCUCAUGUGGACCCCCAUUCACGUGGCAGCUGCUAACGGACACUCAGACUGCCUGCGCAUGAUGAUCGACUAUGGAGAGGAUGGGGAUCUCACCAACACUGCGGACAAAUAUGGCCAGACCCCUCUGAUGCUAGCUGUCCUAGGUGGGCACACAGAUUGCGUCCGCUUCCUGUUGGAGAAGGGCGCCUUACCUGAUGCGAAGGACAAGAGGUCCAGCACAGCUUUACACAGAGGCGCCAUGUUGGGACACGAGGACUGUGUGACAGCCCUGCUGGAGCACAAAGCCUCUGUACUGUGUAGAGACACCCAGGGUAGAACCCCGCUGCACUACGCUGCAUCCAGAGGCCACACAGAGAUCCUGGCCUGUCUGGUGCAGGCCGCCGUGGCUGAAGAACCACACAAACAACUGCUAGACAACAAACAAUACACCCCGUUACACUGGGCUGCUUACAAAGGGCAUGAAGACUGUUUGGAGGUUUUACUUGAAUUUAAAACAUUUAUCCAUGACGAGGGAAACCCUUUUACCCCUCUGCACUGUGCUCUGAUGAAUGGCCAUAGCGGUGCUGCAGAGCGGCUGCUGGAAUCUGUUGGGAUCCAGAUGAUCAACACCAGAGAUGCCAAAGGAAGGACCCCGCUGCACGCUGCUGCAUUUGCUGAGGAUGUCGCAGGACUGCAGCUGGUGCUUCGCCACGGGGCAGAGAUCAAUGCGGUGGACAACAGCGGUCGCUCUGCCCUGAUGGUCGCUGCUGACAAGGGACACAGUGGCACAGUGGCUAUCCUCCUUCACCGGGCCAAGGCUGACCUAACAUUACUAGACGAGAACAGGAACACUGCCCUGCAUUUGGCCUGCAGCAAGGCUCAUGAGAUGUGUGCCCUGCUGAUUCUGGGAGAGAUCCACAGUCCCACACUCGUAAAUGCCACCAACAGUGCUCUGCAAAUGCCCCUCCAUCUUGCAGCACGUAACGGUCUGGCUACGGUGGUGCAGGCACUGCUGAGUAGAGGAGCCACUGUGCUGGCUGUGGAUGAGGAAGGCCACACACCAGCUUUGGCCUGUGCUCCCAACAAGGACGUGGCUGACUGCCUGGCUCUGAUCCUCUCCACCAUGAAGCCUUUCCCCCAGCGGGACCCCUCCUCCUGCUCCUGCUCCUCCCCCACCGUCUCCCCAUCCCCAGGUCUCAACUUGCUGAAGCACUGCGGCAUCACCGCCGCCUGCACCCCCCUGCCCAGCAACGGCCUCCACAACGGCUACGUCAAAGACCGUCACGGUGCACCAGUCGGCCUGGACGGGUGUCUGUCUGAGUAAGGUUCCCCUCUCCCCCCGCCUCCUCAGUCAGCUGCUAUCACCACCGUCACCACCAGGGUGUGACCCCCCCCAGGGUGUGACCCCCCCCAGUCCCCGUCCCCUCCCCUUUAACGUGGCCCAGAGGACCAGGAGAGCACCCAUCUACUUGUCUGUUCUCUGUGUAUGUAUGUGUUUGUGUGUCUGUGUGUGCGUGAGUGUUUGGUCUUCUCUUGAGGUGCAGUCAAACCUAAUAUGCAAUUAGAUCCCAUUCCUCCAUCUCCUAGUAGUGCUAAAAAAAAAACCUAGAGGCUAAUUGCUCUACAAGGUCACUGGGAAGUGUGUCAUCCACAGCAGACAAUAGCAAACUGGACAUCACUAAAACAAAUCAUGUAACCCUUUAAAACUAUGUGCACAUAAUGAUAUAAACCACACUUAAGAGCAUGGAAAUCUCCGUAUCCUGGAUCGUUUUCUCUUCAUAUCAUUCAGUAUAAAAGUCAUAUCACGUAGGAUGGAUUUUUCUGUGACCUUGUAGAGGAAUACGGCGCCUCCCCGAAAGAAUGAUCAAAGAGUUUCUUUGUGUAUACGAGAUUUUCUUUUUCUUCCUUUGUUUUUAAAUUGUCUGUUAGUUUAGAUUUUUAUGAAGGAACCACACAAGGGAAAAAAAAAAUCUAAAACUUUUUUUUUUGUUUUUUUUUGUUUUUUGUUUUUGCUUAAGAGUGCAAUGCUUGUGUACUACAGUACAAUCCGAAAAAAAAUUGGAAAAGGGUCACAAAGAUGUUAAUUCCAUAGUGUACUUUAAACUUAUAGCCUACAAUUGUUUGGCAUUUUAAGGUGAUUUAGUGAUGCUGCUGAUACAUUAGCAUCUCUCCUUCCAAAGGAGACCCACGUUCUGGUCAGCGUUCUAACAUCAACCCGUUCCUAUUGCUGACGUCAUGUUUUAAAGAUGCUAAAUAAGUGUUUGUUAAGCUAGAAUGUUUCUAAGCAUAUAAGUUAUGACCAAAGUUAUGAUCAACACUACUAUGGCUAUAAAUUAUUUAUUUGAGAUGAACUGUACUGUAUAGAGAAAGACAAUAGAUCUUGAUAUACCUCGUCAACUCGUUUAGCAGCUGCUUCAUCUUCACCCAGGGUCCGUAGGCCUAAAGUUCUCUCUUUGUAGGACUGGAGAACUACUGUAGGAUAGUAACUGACUGACUGAGGCCUUGUUUAUUUCUAGAUGAAGGCUUUACUAGUAAUAUCUGCCAACAACACCUCAUCAAAGCAUCAUAUAUCUGAGCACAUAAAUGAACAAGCCAUUUCAAUUUGUUUCCCAUCUCUUCAGUUUUUUUGUUUGUUUUUGUUUUGUUUUUUUGGAAAAGAUUUCUGAAUUCAAACGGCCUAAUUAUUGAUAGUGAGCAGUCGAUUUUUUGUUUUCAAGGCACCGACAACAUUUCUUUUUUCUUUUUUUUUUUUGCCGUUGAACCAGCCGUCGGAGUCGUUGUUUAACAAACUCCCUAGGAGAAUUCCUCCGAGCUGGUGAACUAGUCUUAAACAUCAAGUCCACUGAUCAAUUUUAACAACUAAAAGAAUUGUCUGCUAUUAUUAUCAUUGGGCUGUUUUCAAGCAAUAUUUUUUUUGGCCUUUUUUUUUUUUUUUUGGUUUAACCUUAUUGAAUAGACAAUCACUGUCACAAGGGCUUUUGUUUCCCUGGAAUGUGUUUGGUUUUACUUAUGGUUUUUUUUUUGUUCAUUAUUUCAUGAAAAUUUACUAAAGACUAAAUGAAUGGCUCCCUGCGUGCCGGGCAUUUUACUGUCAGUGUCAACACAAAUGCACUGGACUGCCUUUGUGGCAUCUCAUGAAAUGCCUUUUGACCCAUGCCUUCCGUAUCGCAUCAUUUCAGUUGGAUUGCGUUUGUAAAUGAAGCCCUGGGGCGGAUUCGUUUUCCACGCCAUCAGUGGCAAAAAAGCGUUUUUAACCACACACUUAAAUCAUAGGAUUGCCCUGCAGAUCUGUGUGUGCAACCACAUGAUCGAUGACCAGGGCACUGGUGUCCCUUAUAGAAGCAAAUAUGGCUGAGAGGCAAAGGAGACGGACCUUUGUUGAGGCCAACAUCUGAUGUUUAGAUUUCAGGAAUAGCAGAAAUCCAAAAAAAUGUGCUUUUAUUUUGGUGUUAAUUUCUUGUCUCCUCACCCCCCGUUUCUGGUACUAAGCAUACUAAAGAUGAUUGUAUCGGACCACUAGAGCUGUUUGCGACUUUUAAGAUGUUAUAUCUAUGCUAUUUUGUCUUUUUUAAACAAAAACACCUGCUGGUGGUUAAAGGACACGCGGCAGGGUUGUUGUUUUGUUUUCAUGACAGCUUCAUAUCCACUGAUAAUGAAGUGGCACAAUUGCACACAUUAGCUGACUGGAUGAGAGAUGAGGACCUGGAUGAGCCUAUGUUGUUAAAUACCCCCCGCCCCCUGAGAAAAAGUCUUUGACCUCAUUGUGAACGUUGUUAUUGUUGUAGAUUAGUAGUCGGCCUUAGAUGAUCUCCCUCAGCAGAUUGAAUUGGAAGCGAUGGGUAAAAAACACAAAAAAAAAAAGACCAGUCUUUGGUCUCUUGAUCAUUUUCCUUGUAAGAGAAGAACAUUUAUAUCGUUGUUCAUAUUAGUGAUAGGUGCAUAAUUUCUCGUGAUCUCAGGAUCUGUGCUGAAGUCGCAGUCAGAAUUUUACUAAUCAAAUCAGAUGUCAGCAGGAUGACUAUGUCUACAUUUUAAUGGGAUUCUCUUUUUUUUCCACAAUUGAAUUCUUUGUUAACCCUAAUCCCAUAGCACUUAAUUAGAUAGGCAAGGAUGCACUUUAGUACAUUCAGGUUCUAAGUGUGCAGAGGAGCAGAUAUAGUGUAUGUACCUAUGUUUACAUGCAUGUGUGUUGCUGCUGAUUACACAAAGGUAGAGUUGCAAAAGAUGAGCAGAGGCUGCAACAUCACCGUGCUAACAAUGCAUUAUUUUUGGAAGAAAUACAAAAGUGUCUCCAGCACUUCGGGACAUUGUCCACUGCCCGCUGACUUUUUUUUUUUGGGUUGUCUAUUUUGGGCCCGACAAGGUUGUGAUUACCCAGCCUACUGUUAAUAACACAGACUGCAGCCUCAGUCACGCAGAGUCAGUCCGGUGACUCGGCAGAAACCUCAGGCGGGCUCCGCGAAAUAAUCCAGACACUCUCUGCCAUCUGUAGGUGCUGUCAGGUCAGUCAGUUCAGGCAGGGAUUCCUCCCCCCGACCCCCUCACCCUCUCUCCCUUGCGAUGUCCUUAUCUGACCAUCGUCCCUCACAACUAUACCAGGUGUAACAGAUUCUUUUUGUUGUGUCACAGUAUUCUUGUACUUUGCUUUUUCGUUUUAUUGGUGUGAUAACUGUGUGACUGUGCAUGGAACUAGACCACAAUUUUGAUAAUAGUUAUUGAAACACAUGGAGCAUAUACCAUACAUAUAUCUGGAGUUAGAAAAAGCAAUGAAAGGUCCAAUUGUAGCAAUAGAGCGCGUGUGUAAAAGUGUGCAGCACAAAUAUUGCACUGCCAUCCAUUUAGGCCAAUUCUGUAAGUCAUUGCAUUAAUGCCAAUGGAAGAUUUUAAAUGCGGGUUGGAUGUUCUAAUCUUUGGUCACAAAUGAGGCCUGUUUGCCAAAAUGUGGAGGGAGAGACUCUCCCGGUAAAGCAGCAAAAGGAUUUAUGCAGAUGUUCGAGCAGUUUACAGUCUGACCAUCAAAACUGAGCCAUGAAUUUUUUCUGACUGAAAUGAAUGUACGGUCAGUUCAGAGCGGAGCGAUUUGCUUUCUCCCAAACUUUCAACACUUGCUUGUCACUUGUCUGGCGGAGUUAUGAUUAAACUGGUAGCAUGUCAAAUCCCACCAAGUACAGUACGUGUAGUAGUCUUCCUGCAUCAUCGGUCUGGAUGGGGGUGUGUUUUUUGGCAUCAUUAUUCCACUGUAGACCUGCUCUUUAUUACUGUUGAUAUAUAUAUUGAAAUAUAUACAAACAUUUACGUGGAGUGUAGCUUAAAGGGGGGAAAAAGCGAGAAAUAAAACGUUCAUGUUCAUCCAUUCCAUUCAGACUGCCUUAGAGUACGGUACGACAAGAGGGUCAAAAAGGAGUCACACAAACUCGUCAAUAGUCCGUAUUUGACAAAAAUGCACCUAAGCUACACCCAUUUAGUGCCAUAGAAAACCUUUAUUUGCCUUUGAACAUGAUUCAUAUUUACUCGGUCUGUAAGUUAUUCAGAAGUUGGCAGGGCUAUUACAAUUUUGCGUUUGCAGCUGCAUGUCUUUUCGACAUUUAUAUUAAGUCAUUGGAAGAGAAAAAAACAAAAACAUUUGCAUGGAGUAUCCGUUAUAAAAAUGCAACUGUUCUGUUAAGUUUUUAGUGUUGAUUUUUGAUUGGACAUGCUUAGAGGAAAUGGUUUGGUAUUAGCAUAGCAUACCCCAGGUUGUGUUUGUUUAAAAGAUGAUAACAAUGUGUGGUACCAGGAUAUAAAAAAACCAAACAUGCUUGAUGUCCAAAAAAAAGCAUGGUACAGUACAGACAGUGCAGGAUUGAUUUGCCUCCGUCACCAUGGUUCUUACUUGAAGUAAACGGCAAAUUUCGAUUCAAC
Cynoglossus semilaevis (tongue sole) is the source of this 8019-nucleotide messenger RNA. RefSeq names its product ankyrin repeat domain 52a (gene ankrd52a). Bases 209 to 3442 code for a protein of 1077 amino acids. Gene Ontology annotation, molecular function: protein binding. NCBI's taxonomy places the organism in Eukaryota, Metazoa, Chordata, Actinopteri, Pleuronectiformes, Cynoglossidae. The transcript has 28 exons. The record is from RefSeq and is a predicted model, not a curated record.